This is a messenger RNA of Saprolegnia parasitica CBS 223.65, 169 nucleotides long. RefSeq lists its product as hypothetical. The annotation marks the transcript as partial. The transcript has a single exon. The record is from RefSeq and is a predicted model, not a curated record. Lineage: Eukaryota; Oomycota; Saprolegniomycetes; Saprolegniales; Saprolegniaceae.
GGCGACGCGCAGCAAGCUCAUGCAGUACCUCGUGCUCACGUACCUCGUUCACCGCGAGCGCACGAACGCCGAGGUCCGCGCGCUGCACAAGCACAAGUGGGCUAGCCACUGCUGGCUCCUCAACGUUAGCUUUCGUGCGCUCUACGAGCUGCGUGGUUUGCGCGCGUAG